GUCCGCUCCCUACCGUAGCUGAGUAAACUACAUGGACAUUAGCGGGCGCAGCGGCGCAACCACCGAGCCGGAGGGGGAUUAGGGCAGUGUGCGUGUGCGGAGAACCGCUCGAUUACCGACUGUGUGACGAAGUGAGGAAAAAAAAAAAAAACUCUGUGUUUAAAUCUCGAGUCUUCGUCAGCGGCUUUGCAGCUGCUUAAAGCAGCAGAAAAAAUAGCGAAGUCAGAAAGUGUCCCUCCGUGCGUCGUGAUUGAGUGUUGGCGAGCCAGAGAAAGAGGACGAGAAAGAAAGCUCGGCGGGAAUGGCUUCAUCUCCGUGCGGCAACAGUAACUUUGAUUCCGGCCUGGAAAUCAAAACUCGCUCCGUGGAGCAGACGCUUAUUCCCUUGGUGUCGCAGAUCACUACGCUGAUUAACCAUAAAGAAAGGCCAAAAAAGUCUGAGCGGACCUUGGCAGCAAUUCAUCGCGUGGGUCAGGCAGUGAGCGUGGCAGUGGGGCGUUUUGUUGCCGUUGGGGAGGCCAUUGCCUCAGAAAACCAGGAACUGAAGGAUGAAAUGGGUCAGGCAUGCUUUGAGGCACGCAGAGCAGGUGAUGCUAUAGCCCAGCUGACAGAUGUAGGAUCAGCCAUGCAGCUCCAGACAGACGGGGGGCGUGUCACCGUGUUCAGUGAUAGGACUGGGAUGGUAAAGGCUGCCCGCCUGCUCCUCUCGUCAGUCACUAAAGUUCUGGUCCUUGCUGAUCGCAUCGUCAUCAAACAGAUAAUCAGAUCACGCAACAAGGUUCUUGUAACACUUGACAAACUGGAAAAAGUCAGCACCUUCCAGGAGUUUGUGCAGAUAUUCAGCCAAUUUGGCAACGAGAUGGUGGAGUUUGCUCACCUCACAGGAGACAGACAGAACGACUUGAAAGACGAGAAGAAGAAGGCGAGAAUGGCAGCAGCCCGAGCGGUGCUGGAGAAAUGCACCAUGAUGCUCCUCACAGCCUCCAAGACUUGCCUCAGGCACCCGGACUGUGAGUCGGCGAGGAUCAACAAAGACGCCGUGUUCCACCGAAUGCGCUGUGCCCUGGAGCAGGUCAUCGAGAUAGUCACUGAGGCACGGAGCUGUGGGGAGAACAAGGUCCUCCCUACUAGUAUCUACAACAGCAUCAAAGACUUCAAGUGUAGUGUGGAGUGCCUUCGAGAGAACCUGCAGUCUUCAAUGCCGCAGAUUGUAAUCGGUCAGCUGGAGGCUCUGGUGGAGCGCACCGAAGACUUCACCGAUUCGCCCUACACCAGUCAUGAGCAGCGGCAGGCCAUCCUCAGCGUGUGUCAGCUGGCCCGCCAGGACACCCAGCAGAUGGUGCAUGCCUGGAUUGAGGCGCAGCAGUCUGUCCAUGCCAAAGAGGCCACAGAGGAGCUGGAGGUGGCCGUCCUGAAGACAUGCCAGAGCAUCAGUGACCUGAGACGAGAGCUCCAUAAGGUUGCAGUGGGCCGCACCACUGACUUACUAAAAGUUAACGGCGAGCAUCUGUCCCUGAGGGCCCUCAAAGCUGCUGGCGCUGAAGGCAACCUGGAAGCAGUGGCGGAGUAUUCGCGCAUGCUCACCGAGCAGAAGGAGCAGCUGGUGGAGGCGUGCCGGCUGUUGUGCCAUGUGUCGGGGACGGAGCCAUUAGAGAUUACCUGUAUACAUGCUGAGGAGACCUUUCAUGUCAUUGGUCCACAGAUCAUUUCAGCUGCUCAGACAUUGGCCCUUCACCCAUCCAGUAAGAUUGCUAAAGAAAACCUGGAGGUGUUCUGUGAGGCCUGGGACUCCCAGCUCUGUGACAUGGCUCUGCUGCUGAAAGAGAUCAAUGACGUUUUUGAAGGAAGACGAGGUGACAAAAGGCCCUAUUUGUCUCUUCCAAGACCUGGGAAACACUCAGCUAAUCUGAAGACUGCCAAGGCUGUCAUGUUGGAUGCAGAGGAGCAGACAAGCAUGGCCAAGCUGGGACUGGAGCUCCGUCUGCUCUCAUCAGAUGUGGACUCUGAGUUGGAGAAAUGGGAGGAGCAGGAACACGACCUUGUGCGGCAGAGCCAAAGCGUCGCCAGCAUGGCAUACAACAUGUACCUGUUCACGAGAGGGGAAGGGCUGUUGAAGACAACACUGGAUCUUUUUCAUCAAGCUGAGGUUCUCUCUGAAGAGGGGCUUCAGCUUUGUUCAUCUCUUCGCACAUUUUUGUCUCAGCUGGUUGAUGAGGAAAAGUCUGUGAUGAUCACAGAAAUGGAGAAACUGGUGGCUUUGUGCCAACAGCUGCAGAUGGGGGCCAAAGCUCCUGUACAGGGCAAGACUGCCACCUUCCAGAAGGUGGACUCAUCCAUUCAGACAACCAGAAACAUCAUGACUGUGGUCCUCUCCCUCCUCCCCGUUAGCAACAAGCUAAAUAAAAAGUACAAGUCAGAGAGGACUAGCCUCAGUUCUCUGCAGGACUGGGGAGAGCGACAGGAUGCGUCCACACCAGUCAAAGAUGAGGGAGCUCUAAGUAACAAAAACACAAACGGCUUCGGAGUCAAAUCCCUGGAGCAGCACAUGGUCGGCCUCAACCUCCUGGAGAGCAAAUAAUCCAGGAGACCGUCUCCUUGUUUUUCCCACUGUUGUUGUCAGAGCACCACAUAGCCAACCUUACCUCUGUGAAAUUAUCCCGUCAUCCCCUCCAACCAGUACAGGGUGGACUUGACUGUGGGGCGAAGAUGGCUGCCUUCGGGUCAGAUAGUAGAUUGUCUUUGACAAGCGGGGGGAUAACUCUGAGCGUGUGCAAAGAAAGAAAGAAAUGCAAAACGAAGCUCUUUAUGUCCAAGCGGGUGGAUUCACUCCACUUUAACUAUUUAGCUGAACCACUAAUCGUAUCAAAGUUGACAAUAUGGAGACAGUUGGCCAACACAACGAUGAGACUUCAAAUGAACCAUAUUUGUGACUUACAUUUGAUUCACAGGGUUCCUCUACAUUUAUUAAAACAUUUUUACACAUUUCCACACUUAACUUUGAAAUGAUUUUUUGUUAUAACAUCCUGGAGAUUUACAGAAAACAUAAUAACGUUUGGUCAUGUCAUUUAUAAGUUCCAAAUCUUGAAACAACUGAAUUAUGAAACUGGCUACCAACUGUCUGUGUGGUUUGGGGCCAUCUCACUUCUUUCUCUUUUUUGGCAUCUGGACUAUAUUAAAAUCUGCUCUCUUGGACAUGUCCAACACAGACUGAAGUGUCCUACACCAAAGCAGAUUAUUUAAAGCAUAGUUUUAAGCUGUAGUUUUGCUGCUGUGUUUGGCCUUUUUUAACACCAAUUACUCUGAAAACCACAUAUGCAGUUCCAGCUGAAUUUUACAUUGUUUAGAGUCCAAAAAAAAUAAUGAAAUUGCCCUUUUUUAUGAUUUGUGAGUGUGUGCAUUCAGUAAGUCAAAAACCAAAAUUCUGUUGGCUAAAAUAAUAAAAUGAAGGUGUGAGGAGUUAAAUCAAAGAUAAAGCAUAUUAUUUUAAUUUAAAUCAAUGCAUAAACCACUGUUUUUUAAGCAUUAUUGGAUUUUUAUCUUUAAAAAGGAAAAGAAAACUGGUUAAUCCAACAUUUUUCCACUCCUCAAAAAUGCUAAAAGCAGAUUGACUACUUUUCCAGGCUGUACUGGAACCCUGUGUUACUUAGGAAAGAACUUCACUAGAAUCUUAGGUCAGCCAUAGAUCUGUCAUCACUACGUGCCUGUGUGUCCCGAGCCCCUUUGUUUUGUAGCGUACUGUAAAUGUGUUGCACAAGCAUGGUGGUAACGUGUAACUGCCAUAACCUCAAUUGUAUGACAUCUAUUUUCCAAGUGGAUCACAAAAAAACAUAGUAUAUUUGCCAUAGCAUUUACUGUAGAACAUUCCCCAUGUGCCAUGUUAAUAGGAAAAAAAAGGUUUCAUGCCGAAUGAAUGAAAAACUCUUCCAGCAUUAUUAGAGGAGAUAUUUUUUCAUUUGAUAGUGGCCAGACAGAAGGAAAAAGCUACAGUAGGUCAUUCAUGCUGCUGAGAAAUCCGAAUCGUAUUGUAAAAGUUCUGAACGGGCAUCAAACAGAACAUUCAAGUGUACUUGUUAUGAAGACUAUCAGUGUGAAGCUGCCAAACAGGCCAAUAUGUAUUAAAGGGUAUGAGAUGUUUAAAUGUAUAAAGUGGUACUUAAAGCAGUCAAUGUGUGGUUCUUAAGGUAACAAUCACUUUGGUACUGGGUGAGUGGGAGAUAAUGACUCAAAUCUAUAACGUACAGUAAGCUUUUGGGAAUUAAUGUGUUUACCAUGUGAGAAAAGCUGGAAAUUCUGGACUUUAUAAUGCCACCAGAUUUUUUAAAAAAUACGUUAAACAUCUAGUUUUGGACCAUCUCAUGUUUUGAUGAUGAAAGGUUGAUAAAAUGGUGAGGAAAAAAAAUAAAACAUAUUUUUCAUAAA
Molecule: messenger RNA, 4419 nt
Organism: Girardinichthys multiradiatus
Lineage: Eukaryota; Metazoa; Chordata; Actinopteri; Cyprinodontiformes; Goodeidae
Gene: ctnnal1
Product: catenin (cadherin-associated protein), alpha-like 1
Exons: 19
Coding region: 302-2578 (758 amino acids)
Biological process (GO): cell adhesion; Rho protein signal transduction
Molecular function (GO): cadherin binding; actin filament binding
Source: RefSeq, a predicted model, not a curated record